UAAGAUGUUGGUGUCUGUCUAAGUUUAUUGGAGAAAACCGUGUGCAUGCAGUUACUACUGAAGCAAUGCGAGCUACACAUGGGGGAUCGGGUUAGGACAGGAGGUCUGAUGUGUUUUUCCACCCUCUUAUUAGCUAGAUUUGGUAACAAAGCAUGGAAAAUCUCAGAUUCCUCCGCGAUAUUCGCAGAUUGCAGCUGUGAUGAGCAUGCAGCGUAUUGGUCCUUUUUCGCUAUAAUCUGAAACUUCCAUAAAUACCACCAUCCUUAAAUGGCUUCCCUUUGCUGCACGCUCCUGCUAUAUUGAUUGAGUAGUUGAUCGUGUUAAAAAGCUGCCUCGUCGUGAUAUAAAGUAUGUAUAUAUAUAUAUCUGAAAGAAACAUAUAGCUCUUGGCCAACCUUCUGACUGAGGCUAGCAAGCAGGCAAAACCAGGAAGGUAAUAUUAUAGCUAGGGAUGAAUUCUGGGUCGGGAAGUGGAUGUUCAGGUGAUGAACAAGAGUCCACCAGUUCAGCUGGGAAGGGGAAGAAGAGCUACCACCGCCACAAUUCCCACCAGAUACAGCAGCUUGAAGCAUUUUUCAAGGAGUGUCCACACCCAGAUGAAAACCAGCGACGCCAGUUGAGCAGGGACUUGGGGCUUGAACCUAAACAGAUCAAGUUCUGGUUCCAGAACAAGAGGACUCAAACUAAGGCUCAGAGCGAGAGAGCAGAUAACAGCACCCUCCGGGCUGAGAAUGAGAGGAUAUACUCGGAGAACCUUGCAAUUAAAGAGGCUCUGAAGAAUGUGAUUUGUCCGGCUUGUGGUGGUCCACCGUUUGGGGAGGAAGAGAGGCUGCGUAGCUUGCAGAAACUUCAGAUGGAAAAUGCACAGCUCAAAGACGAGUAUGAGAAGGUCUCAAAUCUUCUAACCAGGUACAUUGGGAGACCGAUAUCACAGAUUGAGUCAUUGAUGCCUGUCCGUGGAUCUUCUCUGGAUUGUCCAUCAGCAACUUUCUCAAACCAAGGGGUGGGAAAUCCGUCCUCGGACCUCAAUGUAGCUCCAGCUAAAACCUCUGCACUGCCCUUGUACCAAGCAAAGGGAAUUCCAGAGAUGGAGAAGGCCCUGAUGGUGGAGACUGCUGCAGGUGCCCUCGAUGAAUUGACCAAGCUCCUCCGACUCAAUGAACCCUUGUGGACCAAAUCAUCCGCUGAUGGGCGAUACCUCCUCUUGCGUGACAGCUAUGACAAGAUAUUCCCUCGGUCUAAUCAUUUCAAAAGCUCCAGCGCUCGGUUUGAGUCAUCUAAGGAUUCAGUUCUCGUCGCCAUGAAUUCAGUGAACUUGGUUGAUACAUUCUUAGAUGCAGAUAAAUGGGCAGACAUGUUUCCCACAAUCAUUACUCAAGCAAGGACAAUUCAGGUGAUCGAACCUGGGAUAUCAGGAAGUCGGAGUGGUUCCCUGCAGCUGAUGUAUGAACAGCUACAUGUUCUCUCCCCUCUGGUGCCACCACGGGAGUUCUACUUCCUUCGCUACUGUCAGCAAAUCGAGGUAGGUCUCUGGGUGAUAGCGGAUGUCUCUUACGAGAGCGUGAGCCAGAGCAUCUUACCUUCUCGUUCUUGGAGGCUUCCCUCAGGCUGCAUGAUACAGGACAUGCCCCAUGGUUGUUCAAAGGUGACUUGGGUCGAACAUGUGGAGGUCGAUGAUAAGACCCAAACUCAUCGCCUCUAUAGGGAUAUUGUGUGUAGUGGGUUGGCGUACGGAGCAGAAAGAUGGGUUGCUGCACUCCAAAGAACGUGUGAGAGAUUAACCUACUCCAUGGGCGAUGAUGCAGUGGCUCGCGAUCUCGGAGGAGUUAUCAGUCUGUGCGAAGGUAGGAGGAGCAUAAUGAAGCUAGCAUGGAGGAUGGUCAAGAACUUCUGUGCAACCUUGAGCAUGUCUGGCAAGCUGGACUUCCCUCAGCUGUCAGAAGUGAACAACAGUGGCGUUCGCAUCUCCAUCCGUAAAAGCACCAGCCUGGGAGAGCCCGGCGGAACCAUUGUUGGCGCUGCCACUUCUCUCUGGCUUCCUGUUCCUCCUCAAAGACUCUUCAAUUUCUUCAGGGACGAGAAAAUGCGAGUUCAGUGGGAUGUCUUAGCCAACGGGAAUCCCGUGCACGAGGUGGCGCACAUCUCAAAUGGACCACAUCCUGGAAACUCAAUAUCUAUAAUCCGGCCUUACAUCCCGACGGAGAACAUGCUGAUGCUGCAAGAGAGCUGCAUAGACCACUUGGGGUCGCUAAUAGUGUCUGCUCCAGUGGAUGUGCCCUCCAUCAAUGAAGCAGUGAGCGGCGGGGACUCUUCCAUCAUUCCCAUACUCCCAUCAGGAUUCAUAAUCUGCGGGGACAGCCGUCCAGGUCCUGGUUCCGAUACGAAGGGAGGCUGCCUCCUUACAGUGGCCUUCCAGGUACUAGUGGCUGCUCCGUCCUCUGAGAAUCACUUGAACCUGGACUCCAUAGCGACCAUCAAUACACUCAUUAGCUCCACCGUUCAGAGAAUAAAGGCAGCCUUGAACAGCUCUCGUCUGGAUUGAAGAACCAGAGAACUGCGACUACCUCCUGCUGCUGCUGCUGUCGUCCAGUCCAGUCCAGUCCCGUACUUUUUGUGUCCUCUCCGUCUCAUAGCUUCAACUAUCACCUUUCUUUUCCUUUGGUAAUAACGUACCGUCACACAUGCUCCGACUGAACAUCUUCUCUUUGCUAGGCUGAAUUCCUUUUGGUGCAAACCGAGUAUUACCCUUACAUUUUGCAUAUACAUAUAUAUACACAUAUGUAUAUACUGUUAUUUCUUUC
Punica granatum (pomegranate) is the source of this 2801-nucleotide messenger RNA. The record is from RefSeq and is a predicted model, not a curated record. Lineage: Eukaryota; Viridiplantae; Streptophyta; Magnoliopsida; Myrtales; Lythraceae.